AUGAACAAUACAGAAGUAGAACUACCUCAGCGUCUUCUUCUACCUCCCACGGCGGCGAUGGCGGCGGCCUUCUUCGGCGGCGAAGUCGGCUCCCUCUUCUUCUUUCUUCUUCGUCGGCGGCAGCUUCUUCCUCGUCGGUCGGUCCAGCGUCAACGUCGGCGGCGGCGGGAGAUCCAACAAGCGGUCGCCGACCUCGCAGCCGUCGUCGCCGUCGCUUUCCUCGUCGCCGUCGCCUCUCUCGUCGCUGUUCUGCGGUUUUCGGGAGAAGAAGAGGGAGAGGGCAAGGAGGAAGAAAUGUACAAGAACCAGCUUCAGGAGCUGGCGCAGCGGAGCUGCUUCAACCUCCCUUCCUAUACUUGCAUUAGGGAAGGUCCCGACCACGCGCCGCGCUUCAAGGCCACCGUCAACUUCAACGGAAGAGAAGAAGAAGAAGACUGCAGGAGGCAAUGCGGAAGAUCGGAAGAGUCAAGGACAGGUCAAAGCCUUGGAUGGACUGAAGAAUCUGAGUAUUUGAACGGGAAGCAGGAUGAUCAAAAGGAGACGCAAACCAGACCUUUCUCUAGUUUUGCCAUGGUGGACACCAGUUAA
Molecule: messenger RNA, 588 nt
Organism: Linum tenue
Lineage: Eukaryota; Viridiplantae; Streptophyta; Magnoliopsida; Malpighiales; Linaceae
Source: the annotation of a GenBank genome assembly